GCAGCACUUUCUUCUCCCUUUCCCCGAACUUUUUUCUUUUUCUUCUAUUACACGCAACUCCAAAAAAAACAGGAUGCCGAUGGUCAUGGAUACGUACCGCGAUCCUGAAAUCGAUCAAACAUCGAUUGACAAUGUGUCUCGAGCAAAAUUGACAAAUACCAAAAUGAUCAUGCAGACAUUUGUCACUGGCGCCUUGAAAGAGAAGCAACAGGGUAACCUCAAGCGCUACGAGGAGUUGGCGAGCCUACUGCUGACUGAUCCCAAUCAUGCCGAUGCACCGUCGGCUCUGAAGCUCUUUCUGUGGAUCCAAAUUCUGUCGGAAAACGUAUCUCAGCUUGACAAGUCAUGUGCCACUUUGGUAGAGGCAGUGCUGAACAUUGACUGGGCUUUCCGGGAAGACAAGUUUGCAGAUGCCUAUGUAGCGUUCCUUGAACACCUUGUGUCUGCGCAUGCAUUCUACGUCGUACCCGUAAUUCGCAAACUGGUCAAGGGAUUUGGUUAUCGUAAGUGGAGCAAAGAAAGGAGGGCCUUUUGGACAUGGGAUACUAACCAUUGAGGGCUGGCUUUAUCAUAUCGGUAACAUAGGUCCGUUUAUGCCAUCAUACGCCAAAGUAUCUCGCUCAGACGCAUACAAACGAAAUCAUGCUGCGCUCAAGAGCAUUCUCAAAUUGAUCCCAACCAGUAUCUCAGCGUUACAGCAAGCCA
Molecule: messenger RNA, 705 nt
Organism: Zychaea mexicana
Lineage: Eukaryota; Fungi; Mucoromycota; Mucoromycetes; Mucorales; Lichtheimiaceae
Product: RNA polymerase I-specific transcription initiation factor RRN3-domain-containing protein
Exons: 2
Coding region: 74-556 (160 amino acids)
Biological process (GO): transcription initiation at RNA polymerase I promoter
Cellular component (GO): nucleus
Molecular function (GO): RNA polymerase I general transcription initiation factor activity; RNA polymerase I core binding
Source: RefSeq, a predicted model, not a curated record